Messenger RNA from Acanthopagrus latus (yellowfin seabream), 1050 nucleotides. It is a transcript of the gene c5h9orf85, whose product is annotated as chromosome 5 C9orf85 homolog. Bases 154 to 720 code for a protein of 188 amino acids. The transcript has 4 exons. The record is from RefSeq and is a predicted model, not a curated record. NCBI's taxonomy places the organism in Eukaryota, Metazoa, Chordata, Actinopteri, Spariformes, Sparidae.
UUAUUUUAACCAGUUUUGAGAGAAGGGUAAGCUUUCGCGUUUACGUUUCAGGACGUUGCACUGACUACUUCCGGGUUAGUAUCCUCGCUCUCUCUGGCGUGGUUUUUGGAUUCGCGCACCAGCAUAACAUGUGUAACUAGAAUUUAAGAUAAAAUGAGCUCUCAGAAAGGUAAUGUGUCUCGGUCGCGAGGCCAGAAGCAUCAAAACGCCUUUGCCUUCAAAAACGACAAGUACGGAGCGACUGUCCAAGUGAAGAAAGCAAAAUCAAAGACCCAUGAUGGGCUCUGCCAACACUGUAAGGGUAUUCUUGAAUGGAAAGUGAAGUAUAACAAAUACAAGACUCUAACGCAGCCCAAAAAAUGUGUCAAGUGUUCUCAAAAGACUGUGAAGGAUGCGUAUCACAUUAUUUGUAAGCCCUGCGCUCUUCAGCUAGAAAUCUGUUGCAAGUGUGGGAAGAAAGAGGAUAUCGUUAUUCCAGUAAAUGCUGAAGGGGACGAGAAAGACCAAGAGGAAGACGGUGAACAGAGAAAGAAAGGACCUGGACGAGGGAAGAAGGACAUGGAUGAUUCGCACAGCGAUGAUGAUGAUGAUGACGACCUAAGUGACCUUGACGGCGAUGAUGAUGAGGGAGACGGUUCCGAUAAUGACUCUGAACCAAAGAAGACACAGAAGAAGUCUGAUGUGCUUCCAGAUGUAUCUCGAGUCAAUGUUAAAGACUAACAACAGUGAUCCUGUUGUACCAAAUAGACUCUUUUUAGUUUUCAUAUAUACAAUAUACAAAGUUUUGUAAUUAAAAUACAGUAUGAGUUUGAGAUGUGACCAUAUUCAGAUUAACUAACUAAUGCAGUUGGCAAUCGAUUCGUCAAAAGCAACCAGAUGAUUCACAAAGUUUUCAGAUGGCUGUGUUUCUUUUUUUUUUUUUUUUUUACUGGACCAUAAAUACUGUGAUUCACAAUGAAUGGACUGUACAGCGCACAUUCACAAACAAUGCCAACUGGAUAUCUUUGAAUGUACUUGAAUAAAAACAUGUACAUUCUGUACAAACAUUUA